GUGGAGUUUUAAAAAAGGAAAAGGACAGGUUUGAUUAGGUGGUUUAGUUAAUGCAGUUUAAAGUCGUUUGAGUGGGGGCUUUUUACAAAUUAAACAUGCUACUCUGCUUCGCCCUAUAAGCAUCCUAGGAGCCUGUGCUUACCAAUCAAUUGGUACAGUCAAACAGAGCCGCAGCCUGCGUUAGAGUGGAGACCUUCAGUCUCGCUUUAUUUCUGGAUAUUGGGGGACUUCUCUACCAUGUCAUAUCCACAAUUUGGAUAUCCCUAUUCGUCUGCUCCACAAUUCCUGAUGACAACUAACUCUCUGACCACUUGCUGCGAGUCCACCGGCAGAUCCAUAGCCGAUUCCGGAGUAGCGGCUUCCGGACAGACACCUGUCUACUGUCCCGUGUAUGAGAGCCGGCUGCUGGCCACGGCGAGACACGAGCUGAGCUCAGCCGCUGCGCUGGGAGUGUACGGGAGCCCUUACACCAGUGGUCAAGGCUAUGGGAAUUACGUUACAUAUGGCACGGACGCAUCCGCUUUCUACUCACUGGGUACAUUUGAUACUAAAGAUGCCACAGCUUCUGCGCAUGCGGGAAUAACCCAGGCCACAGCUUACUACCCCUAUGAUCCUACCUUGGGGCAGUAUCAGUAUGACAGAUAUGGCUCCAUGGAUGGGGGAACAAGACGAAAGAAUGCUACACGAGAGACAACCAGCACGCUGAAGGCCUGGCUACAGGAGCACAGGAAGAACCCAUAUCCGACUAAAGGAGAGAAAAUCAUGCUGGCCAUUAUCACUAAAAUGACCCUGACGCAGGUCUCCACCUGGUUCGCAAAUGCUAGAAGGAGGCUCAAGAAGGAGAACAAGAUGACAUGGCCGCCGAGAAACAAGGGCUCAGAGGAGAAAAGAUAUGACGAUGAUGAGGAUGGAUCUCAAGAGGAGCAGAUAAAAAGCGAGAACAAUGACGAUGAGACCACAAGCCGGCCCGACAAGGACCUCCAGUUGAGCGACCUGGACGAUUUCGACACGCUGGAGUCUGAAAGCUCUGAGUGUGAGCUGAAGCACCGAUAUCACAUGAACACACAUAUGACCACAACGACAACCGACUGCCCAGGCGAACACCUCCUCAAGGACGCGUCUCUGAAACUCUCCAUCCCCGUUUCUCUCGGAGAGGAGCAGGACUUGAGCAAGAGUUGUCUCAAAACGAAUCAUAACGACGGCUUCCAGUCGGACAGCAGACAGCAGGAAAAGGCGUGCUAUAAUCAGCAGCAAGGGCACCAGAUAUUAGACGGCAAACCUCGGAUCUGGUCUUUGGCGCAGACCGCGACGUCUCUGAACCAAACUGAGUACCCAUCCUGUAUGCUGAGGUGCCAGCCCCCGCCCUCCUCCCUCACCCCGUCCCCCGCCGCUACCUCCCCCGUGACCGGCCUGGACAGGCAGGACUCGCCGGUCACAACCCUGAGAAACUGGGUGGACGGGGUUUUUCACGACCCCUUGUUCAGGCACAGCACUUUGAGCCAAGCCCUGACCAACACCACCGUCUCUUGGACCACGAACACCAAAGGCACAAUUCUGGAGGCUGAGAGAAGCACGUCGGCCUUGCAGCAGCAUCAAAACUCCUCCAAAGACAGUGCCAUGAGUUUUCCAAAAACUAUCAAUAAACUUUUCUGCUCCUAACAAAACCAAAUGAUCCUUUCUUGCAAAGAGAGUGGAAGACUUUUUGUGACUAAAACUCGGAUGGAAGAAAAAAGAAAAGAAAAGAGAGAGAGAACUAUUGCGUGUCUAUGAUUCCCUUGUUAUGUUUUAUUCUUUAUUAAAACAGUUGUAGCCAUAAACUGUUACACUCGAGUUACAGAAGGGAAACAUUUCGAUUCAACGCACGCACAAAAAUGUAUAACAAAGUUUACAUCUUGGGAAAAA
This is a messenger RNA of Pundamilia nyererei, 1902 nucleotides long. RefSeq names its product iroquois homeobox 4a (gene irx4a). The transcript is spliced from 5 exons. Gene Ontology annotation, biological process: cell development; regulation of transcription by RNA polymerase II; neuron differentiation. NCBI's taxonomy places the organism in Eukaryota, Metazoa, Chordata, Actinopteri, Cichliformes, Cichlidae. Gene Ontology annotation, cellular component: nucleus. Gene Ontology annotation, molecular function: RNA polymerase II cis-regulatory region sequence-specific DNA binding; DNA-binding transcription factor activity, RNA polymerase II-specific. The record is from RefSeq and is a predicted model, not a curated record. Bases 238 to 1659 code for a protein of 473 amino acids.